AUGGCGACCACAAAUCCCAGUAGUACAGGCUCAGGCAACUUUCACUCCAACGAGAGCAGUGUGACUUCUGAUACGGGAGGCAAGAACACCUUAGUGCAUCCACCAGACAAAAGGCUAAACGAGGCAGUAAGCAGGCGUCGUUCGCCAUCCUUCUCCGUAAGUCUUGGAACCUCAAAGGUCGGUCGGAAUAACUCCCACCGAUAUCAACAAACUGAGACCAUGCCCUCGCGAUUCUCGGGCAAGCUCUCUCUUCAAACAAAAGAAAUACCCGAUUUUGGAGAGGGCACAGAUCAAAAGGUCUUACCACUGCCUCCUGUUCGCUCCAACCCCAAUGACUGGUUCUCUCACUCUCCUGAUCGUAGCUGUUCUUCGGGGACUAUCAACGACAACAAUGAAAGCAACAACACAACCGGCCAUCGUUCAAUUCCACCCACCUAUCGCUUCGGUCGAUAUUCGUCUAACUUCGUGAAAGAAUCAGGCCAAGCGGAUCCCCUUUCGAGAAUCUUUCUUGACGCUGUGGAACGAGGUGAUAAAUCCACGGUUGCCCGGUGCCUUAGAUGUUCUCAUCCCGUGAAUGUAAAUUGUACAAACAUGCUUGGCAGAACCGCUAUACAGAUUGCGGUGGAUAACGAGAAUUUUGAAAUUGUGGAGCUCUUACUUAAAGAACCGAACAUAAGGAUAGGAGACGCACUUCUAUACGCCGUACAAGAAGGUGUGUAUCGCAUUGUGGAAAUGCUUAUUGAUCACCAUUCCAUUACAAAAGAAAUGUUAGGGACUUCGUGGUCAAAGAGGAAUGGCCUUUCAGAAGAGAGCCACGAUUUCUCGGCGGACAUUUCGCCAGUUAUUUUGGCAUCUAUCUGCAAUCAGUUUGAGAUACUCCAGUUACUUCUAUCCCGUGGCGCGCGUAUUGAAAGACCACACAGAUCAAACUGCAGUUGCGGUGACUGUGCGGCAAUGUACAAAGAGGAUUCUUUAAAGUAUUCUCUAUGGCGAAUUAACACUUAUCGCGCACUUGCGAGUCCAGCAUGGAUUUCUCUUACAUCACCAGAUCCGAUUCUGGCAGCAUUUAAGCUCUCUUGGGAGUUAAAUCAUCUAGCAUCAAGGGAGAAUGAGUUCAAGGAAGUGUUUCUACAACUCUCCGAUCAAUGUAAGAAGUACGCCUGUGACCUCUUGGACCAAUGUCGAAGCAAGGAGGAGGUUCUAGCGGUCCUAAGUCGAUCCUCAGAUGAUGAAGAUGUUGGCAUAUGUGACAGCGAGAGCAAUGAAGAAGGGGAAGAUGGAACAGGACGUGUGGAGAAAUCGGCUCUCCGACGAACCACUACAGUGACACACAGACCACCUAGGCGUUGGCACGGACCACCCCUCCAUGUUGACAAUUCCUUUGAAUUAAAUGACUUGGAAGCCACACGAUUGGGACCAACUAAACGCUUAGAAAGCCAGUACACAAUUGUGGAGGAUUUGACAAAUUUGGAAAAUCACAAGGAACAAAUGUAUCUUGAGGAAGAUGGUGAAAUGAAAGCGAAAGCGGAGGCGGUUAGGGACAAGAUAGAGACUGAUUUGGACGAGAUUUUUGACAGAGAAGAUAAAUUGCAGAAUGAAAAUGAUAUUGAUGAAAGUGAGAUGGAGAUAGAGGCUCCGCCGUUGCGGUUAGAUCGUCUGAAAUUGGCCAUAAAGUAUGAACAAAAAAGGGUACGUAUAUUUGCUCCUUGA
Molecule: messenger RNA, 1710 nt
Organism: Hydatigera taeniaeformis
Lineage: Eukaryota; Metazoa; Platyhelminthes; Cestoda; Cyclophyllidea; Taeniidae
Source: the annotation of a GenBank genome assembly